This is a messenger RNA of Penicillium arizonense, 1839 nucleotides long. It is a transcript of the gene kexA, whose product is annotated as serine-type carboxypeptidase kexA. The coding region runs from base 1 to 1839 and encodes 612 amino acids. Gene Ontology annotation, molecular function: serine-type carboxypeptidase activity. Lineage: Eukaryota; Fungi; Ascomycota; Eurotiomycetes; Eurotiales; Aspergillaceae. The record is from RefSeq and is a predicted model, not a curated record. Gene Ontology annotation, biological process: apoptotic process; proteolysis. The transcript has 3 exons. Gene Ontology annotation, cellular component: trans-Golgi network.
AUGCUAUUGUCCGCGUUAACGCUACUGCUGAGCCCGGCGCUGGUGUCAGCCAGCUCUGCUGCUGAUUACUAUGUACACUCGUUACCGGGAGCCCCAGAGGGUCCUUUCUUGAAGAUGCAUGCUGGCCACAUUGAGGUCAACCCGGAGACCAACGGUAACCUGUUCUUCUGGCACUUCCAGAACCGCCACAUCGCGAACCGCCAACGGACCGUUAUUUGGCUGAAUGGAGGACCCGGAUGCAGCUCUAUGGAUGGCGCGUUAAUGGAGGUUGGGCCGUAUCGACUUAAGGAUGACCAAACGCUCGAGUAUAACCCGGGCCGCUGGGAUGAGUUUGCCAACUUGCUCUUCGUUGACCAGCCGGUUGGCACCGGAUUCAGCUAUGUCAACACCGAUAGCUAUCUCCAUGAGCUCGAUGAGAUGUCUUCUCAGUUUAUGGUGUUUUUGAGCAAGUUCUUUGAAAUGUUCCCCGAGUACGAGAACGAUGACUUGUAUCUCGCAGGCGAAUCAUACGCUGGACAACAUAUCCCCUACAUUGCAAAGGCUAUCCAAGAGCGCAACAAGGCCGCGCCGGCAAACGGCGGGAGGAAGUGGCCCUUGAAGGGUAUGCUGAUCGGCAACGGUUGGAUUUCUCCUGCAGACCAGUACCCUUCAUAUCUUCCUUUCAUGGAGAGGGAAGGCCUCGUCAAGCAAGGAUCCCAGACCUACAAGAAGUUGGAUGCUCUAAACUCGGUCUGCCUUUCCAAGCUUGAAACCCCCGGCGCAAAGAACAAGUUGGAAGUCGACUCAUGCGAUAAUGUCUUGAGAGAAGUUCUCUCGCUCACAUCCAAGGACGGAAAAUGCUACAACAUGUACGAUGUCCGCCUCCAAGACGAAUACCCCUCGUGUGGCAUGAACUGGCCCCCAGAUCUGGAAUACAUGACGCCUUAUCUCCAGCGCCCGGAUGUGGUCAAGGCCUUGAACAUCAACCCAGCCAAGAAGACCGGCUGGAAAGAAUGCUCUGGUAUGGUCAGUGGUGCAUUCAGCGCGAGGAAGUCCCUCCCCGCAAUCACCCUGCUCCCCGGAUUGAUUGAAUCCGGUCUCAAUAUCUUGCUGUUUAGCGGUGAUAAAGACCUCAUCUGCAACCACCUCGGAACAGAGACUCUGAUCCACAACAUGAAAUGGAAGGACGGCACCGGUUUCGAGACGUCGCCUGGUGUCUGGGCUCCUCGUCACGACUGGUCCUUUGAGGGCGAGCCUGCUGGUAUCUACCAGCACGCCCGUAACCUCACCUACGUGCUCUUUUACAACGCCAGCCACAUGGUGCCAUUCGACAUGCCCCGCCAGAGCCGUGAUAUGCUCGACCGCUUCAUGAACGUCGACAUCGGUAGCAUUGGCGGUAAGCCGACUGACUCCCGUAUCGAUGGCGAGAAGCUGCCUCAGACUUCUGUUGGUGGUCAUCCCAACAGCACCGCUGCCGAGCAAAACGAGAAGGAGAAGCUGAAGCAAACCGAGAUGCACGCCUAUACCAAGUCUGGUGAGGCUAUCCUCGUCAUCGUUAUUAUUGGCGUUACGGUCUGGGGCUUCUUCAUCUGGCGCAGUCGCCGCACGCAAAAGGGCUACAAGGGCGUUUCCAAUAAUGAGAUGAUGGGUAGUUCUUCGAUUCUCAACAGGUUCCAGAACAGGCGUUCUGGUGGAGACGUUGAGGCUGGCGACUUUGACGAGUCAGAGCUUGAUCAGCUUCAUUCCCCUGGCAUUGACCGGGAACAUUAUGCUGUCGGCGAGCCGAGUGACGAUGACGAUGAGCACCAUGAUGCCUCUCAUCCAGCACCGGGAACUGGUGAAACUCGCCCAUCUUCGUGA